CUGUCCCGGAUCCGGGAGGACAACCGGCAGCUGUACGGCGAGCUGCUGCGGACGGACCGCUUCGCCGCGCGCUGGGCGGGCCGGGCCGACCUGGCGUUCAAACUGGCCCUGGCCUGGUUCGGCGUCCCGGUCGCCCCGAUGGGGCCCCGCGCCGCCGCCGACGCUGCCGCGGCGGACGGGGAGAGUGUGGAGGAGGUGUUCAGGAGGACUGGCGAGGGCGAGGAGCUGAGGUUCCUGAACGGGUACACGGAGCGGUUUUAUGGGAAAGAUGUGGGAGUGAGGAGUGUGUCACUUUCCUGUUUUCUUUUUGUCUUUUUGGGUUAACUGCUUUACCGGUGCGGAUCGCCGCUAACGUCAGCUAGAACCGGACCCCACGAUGGAGGCGUAUUAUUAUGAUGCAAAGGACGACCGCGCUCAUCCCUCCCACCACCUUUCUCUAAGCCUCCGGGGUGGGGAGGCGUCGUCUGGGGGGGAGGAGGAGGACACGGAGGCUCUCCUCUCGACAGAAGACGACGCGCCUUCGGAGGCGGAAAGAUGUCCCGUUGGGGAGCCUGGCGAGCUUACACUCCGCGGUGGUGCCCGCCCUCACGGUCAUGCAACCGGGGCAAUGAACCGUUCCAAGGGGCGGCAGGACCAAGGGGACUCCGGGGCCCAGCAGCUCCCUGAUGUCUUCCACACUCCCCUUGGCGGCUUUUCCUCCGGCACCAAUGAACGCUGGCUGCCGUUGUACGGCUACCAGGGCGUCGUCUGGUUCCGGGCGGACCUGCUCUACACGUUCGUGGACGCCGUCGACCGGCUGCUAUGUCUCGACAACCGCGCAGGUGUAACUUACAGCCUGUACCUUUUGGACAAGCGUAAGGAUUAUACUGCGCAGUCCGAGCGGGAUGAGUUCCUCAGCGACCUGGAAGGAAACGGGGUCACUAUCUGGGCCACUGGCCCCGGCGACUACAGCAACGACAUGGUCGCGUGGGAGUGGAUUGUGGACAGGCUUGGAGCAGUCGAGGAUGAGAGCGAAGCACGCCAAAAGGUCCUCUUCGUCGCCGGGCCGGGAGACCCAAUCCCCUGGACCUGGCAGCCCGACGAGUCUCACCGCGUCUUGAAGGUUUCGCUCUCCUGGACCGAGAUUCCCAAGAUGAACCGCCCGGACAUAGCUUACCUCCGGAUGCCCGAGAACCCCGAGGACGUUGUCCACACAAACGAAUACGGCCCGUGGAUAGCUAGCGUGUGCCGUGUGCUCGCUGCUGGUCGAAUCCCGGGCCGCCCCGGGUAUCCUGCCAUCCCAGACGCCUGGUUCACGGUCGGGGGUCACGGUGCCGGAGAUCAAGAGAUCGGCACCUAUGGCGGCCAGGCGUUUCUUCCUCAGCUAUGGGACAUUGUUGUUGCCAAAUGGAGGGACGAUCCCGGCUCCCUGCUUGAACUCAAAGCCAGGACCGGACCAGAGGACGAGGCCAAGGUCAGCGACCGCUGGCACUUGUUCGUGCCUGGCCUCGCCUGUCCAUACGAGAAGCAGUACGUCCUGCACGACGAGGUGGAUGACGUCGGACUGGUGCGACGGAGGAUCCUGGAUCUGGUGCGAUGCUCCGCGUCGCAUGAGAGCUACUCCAAGCUCCAGUCCCUCGAAGUGUACCUGCCCGGCACCGGAUUCUCCCUGGUCACAGUGGAAGGCCCCGAACUGGUCGUCUCACUCACCGGAAGAGAUGAUGUUGACUCGGCAUUUCAGCCUCUCGUGGAUCGCAUGGUCCGGUGGAGGAAGUGGCUGGAGUCAAAGCCUGGAGUCCCUCCAGUAACAAACGGCCUGGGUCUGUUCCCGCAGUUCCUGUCAAUCCGUCCCGUAUUCGAGAGGUACACCAUCCGCGACGAGGGCGAGAUUCAUGAGCCUGUCGUUUGGAACCCGGAUACCACAACCGUGGCCCGGUUCCGGAUCCUUGCCGGUCGGAUUCUGGCCAUGCUCAGCAACCGAACGUACUCGUCUGCUGCAGCCUGGAUCGCCAUCACCCAGAGCCGUUCAACGGAACAAGCCGGCGGCGGCUCUGACCCAGAGAGGAGCAGACCGCGACUCCUCAUCAGCCCCGGUACGACGGAAGAGGAGUGGCAGUUGAUCCGUAGAAUGAUUGUCAAUCCAGAGGUGUUCAUCUCGCAGUUGGACACGAGGACCCUGCCACGGUUUGGAGACCUAAACACCGAGCAACCGUUUGGCUACCGCGAUGUUUACGAGACACCUGACCCGCUGCUGUAUCAUGCCAUAGAUCCGGACCAGAUCCCGGCAACAAAGCGUCAUUACGACUGGCAGAGUGCGGAGGAAGAUGUGUCGGAGCAGUUGAAGACGCUCCAGCCUUGGGAGAUCCAGCCGGAGUCCCUGUCCACGCUCUAUGCAUUCGAGAACUUUCCCCUGCGACCUCCGCCGGGCACGAAGCUGCCCCAAAUAGAGCAGACCCUCCAACAUCCCGAGGAGCAGUACCUGGAGGCUCAGGCGAAGGCGGCGGCCGCUACGAGUGCGCAGAUGCCCCAGAGUUCCUUGAACAACCCGAGCUUCCGGCCUACAACCGACAUCCAGAGGGGUCAGCGCCUGCGCGAGUACAGUUACGCCCACCCGCUGGACGUGCACAUGCACAUGUCGGUGCCCAUCAACGCGCCGCCGGUCGACAGGCUGCUCGACUUGGGACACAACAGCGUCCCCGUCGUCUCCCUCUCCGUCUUGACCCCAACCGAGGUCCGCCGCCUGCAGCAGGACUACCACAAGAUGCGCAACCUCGCUCUGUCCCGCAUCGAGCGCUGCCCGUACCCGGGCUGCGAUGCCGCGUAUCCCGCGAACCAGCAGUCUGCCAUGGAGCAACAUCUCAAAGAGAAGCACGUGGCGGAGAAGUGCAACUUCUGCGACGAGCCGCUGUUUGCGCACUGGCCGCCCCAACAGAAGUACAAGCAUAUCGCGCAGAGACACUCGGAUAUCCUCAGGUCCAUUCUGUCUCAGGAACAGGAUGCUGUCGUCCAGGUUCCCGACACGGGCCGGACUGACCGCGCUCGCGAGGGGCGGUGGAACUUUUGUUCUCGGUGCGGGCGAGAUCACACCGUGCUGGACGCGCCCGCGGAUCGGCAACAUCACGACAAUGUCUGCUACCCGGGCGUUCAAGACCAAGAGCAGGACUGGGCGGCGUGCGGCGUCUGUGGAGACCGUAUUACCCUCCCUGACGCGAGCCUGCAGGGCCAUGACGAGCAUCGAGAGGCCGCCCCGGGCGAGAAGCCAUUUUGCGAGAAGUGCGCCAUCCCUCUGGGCCUGUUCUCGAGAGCAUACGCCACGCGACAUGGCAACUUCUGCAAGGGACACGGCCGUGAUAAUGCCCAGUUCUGCCCGUGGUGUAGCAUACAGCUCGCCGACGACUUUGACGCGCGCCUGAAGCACAUUGACGGCUGCGCUAGGAAACCAUUCCCCAAUGCCGAGGGGCCUAUCGACGCGGCGCGCCGGGCCUACUUCCUCCCGGAACCCAGUCGCAUCUCGUCAGCGAGGGGUCAGAUGGGGGUGCAGGAUGGGAAGCGCCGCAAGACUGGAAAUGCCGGAGAGGCGGCAGAUGAGGUGGGAAGGAGGCCGGCUAAAAAAAUCAAGGUCAACGUCCCUCCUCCGAGACCUCGCACGCGCCAGGAGAGGUCCGCUCGCGAACCCAGUGAUUCGCCCCUCUCCUCGCCGCCCAGCAGCUCACAUUCCAAGCGCUCAGCCGAAGCUUGGCUCCCACCUCCUCCUCCUCCUCCUCCUCCUCCACCGGCUACCUCCCCACCACCACCACCACCGGCUACUACCCCCGCGGCAACCGCACCAGUACCGGCAAGGUCGAAAGCAGCUGGCAAGAGAGGCAAGGCAAAGGGGCAAACCCGAGGAGGGCAAGGACAGAAAAAGACGCCAGCCAAAGCUCCAACAAAAAGGGCGAGAGCAGCCUCAGCCGGAUCAGCAGCAACCACCCGAAAGACGGCGGCAGCGUCCAAGUCCCCGGGCGGCGGCACCCCAGCACCAGCGAUGCGCACGCGGUACCGGACCCGGGCUUCCGCCGCCGCCGCUGGCCCCGCUUCCGUCACGGCGGAUGCCGAGGGACCAGCCCCGGCAGGCGGCGUCUCAGCCAAGGCCGCCCGCGUGGUCUCUCCCUACGCCGAUCCGCUCGUGCGCGGAGCAUCCCCGGCGCGGGAGACCAGAACGCUCCCGGCGCGCGAUGGGCGGCGGCUGACGGCCACUCUUCGGUCGGCUGGACCCGGGACGAGGUCGUAGAGAUUUGCUAGGACGCCCGUGUUGGGAUAAGGGUUUCAUCUUGCGCGCUUGGAGGAGGUUUCCGGGAGGAAGGAGUGGAAAGAGGCGGUAUUGGGAGGAGGUUCCUAGGAAUACGGGUACGUCGGGGAAAGAGGGGUUGCGGGAUUCCUUGGCGGCCCGCCCAUUUUGAGC
This is a messenger RNA of Thermothelomyces thermophilus ATCC 42464, 4420 nucleotides long. RefSeq lists its product as uncharacterized. The transcript is spliced from 3 exons. Lineage: Eukaryota; Fungi; Ascomycota; Sordariomycetes; Sordariales; Chaetomiaceae. Bases 608 to 4249 code for a protein of 1213 amino acids. The record is from RefSeq and is a predicted model, not a curated record.